CAGAGUAUGUAGACAUGUACAUAUGUGUGUGUACCCGGAAACGUGACUCAAAAGACUUUUCCUGUUUCUAGGCGCAUGUGCAGCAGGUGUGAUUUCACACAGGACAAGUAAUUAUCAGUGAUACCAGUUUAGUUCCACAGUGUCUGUCUGUCUGUCUGUCUGUCAUUGUAAAAAAAAAAAAAAAAAAAAAGAUUUUGUUUUGUUUUCAACUCCAUUACAUGGUUGAUUAGUUGAUGCUUUGUUGUUAUGUAUGGGUUGUGACUUGGUGUAACUGUUUACUAUUGAUUCCUGGAGUGUAUUAUAUUUAGUACUGUGGUCAGCAGGUAGAAAUAGACCUGACACACCAGGAUAUUGACAGUGGUACUAACGUUGUGAUUGACUCUACAAACAUGUGAAAAAAUCACUGCCUCUUGAACAAACAUCUCACUGAAUUUAAUUAGGUGAACAAGGAACUACUAGAGUUCUCAAGCCUAAUUACUGUCAGCUUCGCGGUUACUGCUGUUGGCUCUAGUCGAUUAAACUGGAUACCUUUAUCCCAUUGAAGAAGGUGCUCAAAGCUGGACCGAGCAUGACGACUGGAAUACUCUUUGUUUUCAAACUCUGGAAGGGAAGACGCAAGGACAAAGACUGCCCCACACCUCCAGCUGAAGAAAAGCAAUAUUUAUGUGAAGAUUACAUUAAAGAGCGGAUAACUGAUGCAGACUUCUUUAAACUCGUUUCUCUACCUCCCCAACUUGAUUACAAUGAAUGGUUGGCAACUCACACGAUGUCGUUUUUCAACCAUGUAAACUUGAUGUAUGGUGUCAUCUCUGAAUACUGUACUUCAGAAAACUGUCCCUCCAUGGGUGCUCCAGGCAGUGUGCAAUAUUUAUGGUAUGAUGAUAAAGGCAAAAAGUACAAGUACUCAGCCCCACAGUAUAUCGACUAUGUGAUGACAUCUAUACAAAAAACAAUUACAGAUGAAACGGUCUUCCCAACCAAGUUUGAUCAUUCCUUCCCGAGUGGUUUUGACAAUUUUGUGAAGAAGAUCCACAGAUACCUGUUACACGUGUUCGCUCAUAUAUACCACGCCCACUACAGAGACAUGACGAUGCUGGGCCUGCACGGCCACUUGAACAGUGUGUUCACUCACUUCAUGGUGCUCAACAUGCGCUUCGACCUACUGGAGGACAAGGACACCGAGGUGCUGCAGGAUCUCGUCACGGCCCUCAUCAAGAGUCUGCCCGACCCCAACCAGAACGACCAGCCCACGCCCGACCUUGGUGGGGACAUAGAGGUGAUUCCAUCGCCACUCGAGAUAACGUCGACAUAGCCAGCUCUACCAAAGUCUUUCAUAACCAAGCUUGCAUUUGUUUCUUUUUGCAAUUAUGUGUUCAUUGUCGUGGGCAAUAUCGGUUUUAAAUGAGUUGCCUUCGACCACGGUUUCCAACAUUUUUGCCUCAUUUGAGGGUAAUGUGACCUCUUGAUCUGAUUGACAUGACAUUUUGCCUUUUGACAGUUUAAAGUUUGUGAUGUUCUGUUUGGAACAUGUUUGUUUGGGUUGAGUUAUAGUUUGAUGUCUUACCUGAGCAGUUACCAGUUGCUUGGUAGGCACACGAGUUCAGCAUUACAGUAUACAGCGUGCGUUUGAAUGAUUGGAGUUUAUCCAUCAAUAUACGGAUUAGACUUAACUUAAGUGUAGUUAACACUGGAAUUUGAAAAUUAAUAGAAUAUUAUUUAUGUUAUUUUAAUUUUUUUGAACUUUUAAUUUUAUCCAUAUAAAAAGAUUAAUGUUUGUGAAUGCAGAAUAUUCAACCAAGAUCUGCAUUUGGUGUUUUGAUGAUUAAUGUGUUUGGACAAACUUUGAAUUCAAAUUAAAUUAGAUGGCGUGUUCCCUUUAGUAUCAUGAGACCCAAUAGAUAGUAUAUAGGAUGAAUAGAAGAUCUGACAUACACAGCUAAGUGUAUUUAGAACCAAGCUUUUAUAAUGCACAAUAUAGUGUAGUUGAAAGCAUUUGAAAGACACAUUUUAAUAUAUUUAAAAUUAAAUGUUUCAAAUGCACGUGUAAGGAAAGCCUGACACAACCUGAAUUACCAUCUCUGGUCUUCAUAAAGAUCUAGAUGUGGAAGAAUGGAAUACUCGAAAGAGAAUACUUCACCUGAAUGAACGAAUUACUGUGACAUUUCUUCACGAAUGACAAUGCCUAAUUUACUGGAAAAACAAAACGUACAAAAAAUCACAGUUAAUUUUGAUGAGAGAGAAUACAAGAACAGGACAUAAAUUUAUUACUUGUUUAUGUGGAAGAGAGUAUCUGGUUUCUUGGAAGAAUGUAUUAACUACUAGAAGAAUGUGACACAGUAGUUUUUAGGGAUGUGCUUAUUCUGCAUGAAAAACUAAGAUGGUGGACAGGACAUAAAAAGAAAGAAGACUGUGGUCUGCAUAGAAGAGAACACAAACUCCAUGUCUGUAUACAACAAAAGAACUGAUGUGUUUUGUCGGCCAAGAGGCUGAACAAAGAUCUACAGACCGGUACAGAAUAAAGACAGACUGGAGAUUUCAGGAAACUGAGAAUACAAGUCAUUAACUGAUCCAUGUGCAUGGUAGGAGGUUCAUGACUUUUGACAUGCAGAUUUAAGACAGUGGCUUCAUAUUGGAGGAAACAAAUGUCUGCGUUGAAGGCAUUUAAGUGGUGCUUUGUACUUCCAAAACAAUGUCUGCUGUUUGAGGUUUAUUACAAAAGGCAUACUUUGACUAUUUUGUUCUUGAGUGUCUAAACUUUAGUUGUGCUGGAUACCUGUGGAAAGAGAGGAUAUAUAUUGGUGCUAGUUAGACUUGAUGUUGUCAAUAAAUGUGGCAGUGAGCUUGUUUCUUAACUGGGAGAAAUAAGUACUUAUUGUAAUAUUGAUAAAGAAAAAUUACUGAGGAAAAAUAAUGUUUCGUAUCUUUCGAUGUCAGUAAGGUGAAAUUUUAUUAUUGGUGAUUUUGGUUUUGUUUUAACAUCUAUGCCCUGAGGAAGCGAUACAUGACAAAACUACUGACUGAUCAUGCAGUGGACACUGUCUGACAUGAUAUUUUAAAUGUGUGCUGUUUUGAAUAACUGGUGUAUUGAGACAUCCGAUUAACGAUCUGUGAUAACUUAAUUCAGGAAAGCAAGUUCUUGCACAAAUUGUCAUAGACCAGAGUUAAAGGUUGGCUUAUCAUUAGUUUUUAGUUUUAAUUAAAUGACCUGCAAUCUCAAGUGUAGAAUAGAUGACCCACCCCACUAUUGUUGUCCUGCCUUUACAAAGUAAAAAGGGGAUGAUGCACAGCUAUUACUUUUCCGACAGUGGUGGUGACGACGUCAGUGUUUGCUUUAAAGUUUCAUACUAAACUUUCACAUUGAAGUUUUGCAUUUAGAUUAUGUCUUAGGUCAAUAAAACUUGGUUUAUAGUUACACCGAUGGAUUUUUAUCACAGUGCACCAAUUUGUUUUUAUGGUAGGCGAGACGUUUACUUCGGUUGAAUUAUUGUUUUCCUAGAUCACGCACAAGUGUAUUAAUUGCUAUUUGAACACUCAAAAGCAGGUGUUAAAGAACUGUAGUUGUAUCGUGCCUUGCCUAAUUAGUAAGCGAUAUAAGAUGGUGAGGUGACAUUGCAGCUUUAAGUAGGCUUGUCAAGCGCUUUCAAAACUAGUCUGAUUUUUGUUUCAGUGUUUUGCACUAUUAUCUUGGUGUUACAAAUUUAUUCAACAUACCUGGCCGAAUUUACAGAGCUUGUUCAUGUCUUACACGUGUGUGUAACUACAUACAUUUACAAUGCUUAAACACCUGUUCAUGUCUUACACGCGUGUGUAACUACAUACAUUUACAAUGCUUAAACACCUGUUCAUGUCUUACACGCGUGUG
Messenger RNA from Gigantopelta aegis, 3862 nucleotides. Its product is annotated as MOB kinase activator 2-like. The record is from RefSeq and is a predicted model, not a curated record. Gene Ontology annotation, biological process: positive regulation of protein phosphorylation; signal transduction. The coding region runs from base 569 to 1312 and encodes 247 amino acids. Gene Ontology annotation, molecular function: protein kinase activator activity. The transcript is spliced from 5 exons. Gene Ontology annotation, cellular component: cytoplasm; nucleus. NCBI's taxonomy places the organism in Eukaryota, Metazoa, Mollusca, Gastropoda, Neomphalida, Peltospiridae.